Molecule: messenger RNA, 4453 nt
Organism: Chelonus insularis
Lineage: Eukaryota; Metazoa; Arthropoda; Insecta; Hymenoptera; Braconidae
Gene: Naus
Product: Nausicaa
Exons: 8
Coding region: 600-2735 (711 amino acids)
Source: RefSeq, a predicted model, not a curated record
UUGACAGUUGUAGGGGUCGUGGUGAUCUUCAAUGGCGAAAAAUUUAAUGAAAAUUGAGCCAUUUUUGUUAUUGUUUAAUUAUAAUUUUUGAGAAAACUUGAUUUUUUGUCAUAAAUAUUUUAAUAUUGACUUCAUUUUGAAUUUUCAUUUACAGUUGUAGAAUUCAGUAAGAAAAUAGAUAAUAAUUGAUCUCGUAAAUACAUAUAUAUGUGUAUGGACAGUAUUCACAUGUGUAAGUCGAAUCAAUUUUUUCGAGAGGUCGAAAAUGAACAAAUGAGCAUGGCUGGAAUCUAGUCUGUGUACUCUUGGGCAGUAGUUGUACCACUACUGCUGGAAAUUACCUUGAAAUUGAAUUUUUACAAUAACAGAUUUUUAAUUUAUCAAGUGGAAUAUCUAUUCUAGUCUUUGAGAUAUUAUAAACUUUAUAGAGUACACUAAUUUACAUAUAAAUGCAAUACUUUUAAGCUUUAAAUCUUUUUAAACAUAAAGUGGAGUAGUUUGUCGAAGAUUGAUCGGUUUGUGCCUAUGAGAAACUUCUCAGUAAAUUUUUCACCGAGUUAUGAGGAUGACGCGCCGCAAUUCGGAGGCCGGAGCUUCCGAUGAGUGGCAAAAGCACCAAAUCACGUCUGAGAAAUUUGACGGAGUCCAAAAUUGAAGAAAAAGUGUCUUCGUCACGACAAUAUUAUUCGCUUUCGCCGAGUGCUAAGAGACGGAGGUAUAGUGAAGGCUGUAAAUCAUUCAUCGAGGACAAUAUGGCAUCGCAAAGUCAUAAUACUGGAAACACCGGGCUUCUGGCAACCCCAUCAUCAUCAUCAUCACCAUCAUCGUCAUCAUCAUCAUCAUCAUCAUCGCCACCAUCAACAGCAUCUCCAAUACCAUCUUCUUCGUCAACACCAUCACAAUCCGUAUCACUAUCACCAUUGUCUCCAGCGUAUAUUUUUUCUGGAGGACAACAAUCUCAACAACAAAAAUCCAACAAUUUCGAACCACUCGAUAAAAAUGCAUCCAAUACAUUAAAGCGAAUUCCCACAACAGCACUAAGCAGAACGGAUUUGGUAAAACUUCUUGGAUACUUCGAGGCAGAAUUACAAGCUAAAGAUAUUGUCAUUGCCGCAUUAAAGUCGGAAAAAAUGAAGCUUUUAUUAAGCUCACGAUAUCGAAGUGGCACGACAGAUCCUCAGGCAGCCUUAGCUCGAGACGUUGCAAUUGUUGGCGGAGUUGUACGAACAGAAAAUAAUCAAGCUGAUCGUCAACUUGCAAGCUUAGAAGCUCUUGUAAUUCAGCAAAGACGAAUGCAAUGUCGAAUGGCAAAAGUUUUAAAGGAAGCUGAACUUCGACAUCGAACGGUAGUGAAAGAAUUGGAAGAAGAGAAACGAAAGCAUGAGCAUGACACGGCACAAGGCGAUGAUAUCACUUAUGGAUUGGAGAAGGAACGGACGAGAUUGAAAAAAGAAUUAGAACUAGAAAGACAAGAAAGAAAACGUUUGGAAAUGGAGCUAAAGAAAGAAAGUCUAGCAUUAGAAACGGAAAAAUCAAGACAGAAACAAAUUGUUUUGCUUUUAUUAGCAGAGAGAAAGAAGAUCAUAAUGAAAUAUAUUGAAGAAAGAAAACGCUCAGAAGAUUUGGCUCAGAUAUUAAGUGAAGAAAAAGUUCGGAUUGAUUCGAUGGCUGAAGGGCUCGAAGAGGAGAGUAAAAAGUCACUUCAAAUGGAAGCAGAAUUAGAAAAGCAACAGGCACAGUUUGAUAUGGAGCGACAGCAAUAUCGUCAAGCACUCGCGAAAGCUGAAAAACGUGGAAAAGAAUUGGAGGCAGAUCUGGAAGGGAUGAGGUCAGAAAUAGAAUCAUGGAAGGGUGGAGUAGCGAUGCGAGGAACAGUUCGUGCUCCAUUAGGUGUUACUCCUCCUCCACCUCCAGCGAAGCCUGCUAAUUUAGCAGCAAUGCCAACCCUCCGACCUGUUGGUAAUACUACGCAAGUUCUUAAAGGGUCGGCAGUUCUUGGAACGGGUACUCCAAUGGUCAGUAGUAAAGUAGUUCAACCCACAGCAACGGUUUCUAGUGUACCUGUCAGUGGUCCCACAACGGGAAUUGCGAGAUCAGUGACACCUCGACAGGUGAUGCGAGGCGUAACAUACGGUUCUGCAACUCCAGCAACUCCAAUCACUUCAUCAUCAAGCUUUGCUACACCAACACAUGCUAAUACAAACGCAACGACAAUAGGUCCUGCGUACACCACUGCAUCAGCAACUGCCCCUAAUAUCAACGCUAAUGUAACACCACCAACAAUUAGUGGUACUGAAUCAACGGCCUUGGAGCCUCAGACAACGGAAAAGCGAUCGCUAACUCCAGUAGGAGGCCUUGCAUCACCAGCAUCUGGAACACCAUCAUCCGCAUCAUCUCCCGUAGCUGGAGGGUUAGUUACUGGUGGAACUAAAUCAACAUUCUACACUCCUACGGCUGGACAACUAACUGGAACAAAGAAGCCCCUUAUUCCUCGAGGUGUUCCUCCUCCGGUACCACCAAAUAAACCGGUUGUACCGCCAAAAAAAGAAGCAGCUGCUUAUAUGAGGAGAGCUGACCAUCCAAAUGCCAUGCAAGAUACGUUAAAGAUCAAUAAACCUUCAGGAACAUGUCAAACGGCAGCUUCUGUUGCUACUUCAGUACUCCAGCCAUCAGCACAGACUACUCCUGGACUUGUUCCAAGUCAUCAUAUAGUGGAGGAGACUAAACCACGUUGAUAAAUUUUUUGUUGGAUAUUAUGGAGGAUAAAAAUUCCAACGUUGACAUAGGACUCGAAUCUUGAUGGGUUCCAAACUAUACCAGCGAUAUUAUAAUCAAGCAGAUCCAUAAAAAACCCAAAUCAUAUAGGCAUUGUUAUUGUACUCUCACAUCUUUCACUCACUUCAAUUAUAAUUUGAGUUUUUACACUCAGGAAGCCUAUUAUCAUUUUCAUUAAUUAAGAACGUUACUGUGAGAUUAAUAGAAAUGUUAGACGAUCGCGUUUGAUGUUACCACUGCCGAGAAGAUAUGUGUGUAUGUAUAUUAAAAAAUUGUAUAAAGGAGGAAAUAAUUUAAGUGUUUGGUACUUAAAAAUAUUGCUUAUAAAAAUAAGACGCAGCUAAUGAAUUUUAAUUGAAUCAAUGAAUAAGUAUCACUGGGGGAAGAAUUUAUUGUUAAUAAUUAAUAAAUCGUUAUCACCUUAGCAUCUUAAAAAUGUGUCAGCUACGAGAGAAAGAGGCCUGUAUGUUGCAAAUAAAUUCUCUCUGAAUUUAAUUGAAUUUUAAUCAGGCAUUUCGCAAAUAGAGUAUUAAUCGAUAAACCAUAAAAUAACAAGGGAUUUAUUUAAGUUGUUUUUAAGCAAUAAAUUUACAUUUAUUAAUAUUGCAUAGAUGCAUGUUGUCGACCAGAAGAUAUCAGCUGUAACAUAAAUACAUAUUUAUAAAAAUUGGAGUAACUCUAGGCUAUAUUGUAAAUGGAUUCUUCUCUCAGUAUUAAAGUAUUUUUAAAAAAAAGCGUAAAUCAAAGGUAAUGGUCCUAUUGAUAUUAACGCUGAAUUUGCUACUUUAGAUGCAUCAAAAUAAUACAUUGUUAAAGGUUGACAAUACCUAAUUGUCGAUACAUACGUUGACAUUCAUGUCACACAAUUCAUCUAACUUGCAAUGUCGUACAGUCUUCCAGUGAUUGAAACUUUGAUAAAAAAUUUUUUUUAAUCAAAAAAAAAAAAACAUUUUUCUAUGUUUAUUGCAAUAAAAACUAAUUGAAUGAUUUUGAAAUGGCGUUUUAAUGUGCCAUUACAUUUUCAAAUAACAUCAAUUCAUUAAAUCAACAAACAAAUUGACUCUUGAAUAAAAAUUUUCAUAAAUGAAGUAUCAUAUAUUAAAUGCAAUAAAUUUGCACAUGGUACAUGCCGUAGUAUCUGCAUCACGUUCACUGUAGUUUUGACGUUACUUUAUUCCUUUUGCUAAAAAACAAAAAUAUCAAAUUAUUUAGUAUUCAUAUACCAUUUUCAUUAUCAGUAGUAUGUCAUUGACUGCAUUGUAUGUAAAGAAGAGAAUAACAUAAACAAAUAAAUGAAUAAGUAAUGUAGUGGCAAUUACCUAGAUUUACCUUUUGAACUCUUCAUUUCGAAUUAUCUCCCGGCUCUACAAAUAAAAGAGUCAUUGUAAACAACUAAAAUAAAAGAAAAGCAAAAGAAGUAUAAUAAUAUAUGAAACAUAAUGAAAAUAUAAAAUUGAAAAUGAAUACAUGACUGAACAAAUUGAAAGCAAAUAGAUAUAUUAAUGGUUAAUUAAAGUAACUCUGAACUGAUGUGGUUAUACUUUGAAUGAAUGUAUGAGAAUAAAGGAAAUCUUGUAUGGAGUGUAUCUUGGUAACAUACCGAAUUGAUCUUUAGUUCUAUAACAAUUGUAAAAAUCAAAUAUAAGUAAAAUGUAAAAAUAAACAGCGUUUCAAACAU